UGCGAAGCGUUUGUUUUGUGUUCUGCACCGUUUAGUUUAGCUUGGUUCAUCGUUUUGCGAAGAGGGAGUUCUGUGAUGCUUGGUGUCUAGAAUCGGUGCAUGAUGUAAUGCACCGUUGCACAAUUCAGUAAUGCUUUAUGAAUGUUUAAUUACUGCAUCGAAUUUUCUGUUUAUGCGAAGACAUGGCUACGGUACUGAAUGAGGAAUUGGUACGGAAUAUAACAACAAAUGUGACUGUCCCGCUUGUUUUUCGUAAUUUUGUUACUAACUGGUCGUUAAGCCAGUGGAAUUUGGAGAAGUGGUCCACCGUCUUCGGUGAUAGAGAAAUACCAUUUAGAUGUAUGCGGAAAGAUUUUAUAUCUGAUGAGCCCUGUUGGGAGCGAAAAUGUAAGGUUAAAAAACUGACAUUCAAGAAUUUUAUCAACAACUUGGCUGCUAGUAAAGAGUGGAUGUAUUUUGAUUACAAAUAUCUGCAUCAAUGGUUCGAUGCUGACAGUGAAUUGUGUAAGGAGUUAUCAUGGAAACAGUUUGGGUAUGACAAGGGAGCUGCCGAUACAACUCUCUGGGUGGGCAGUGAGGGUUCACACACUCCUGCACACCAGGAUACUUAUGGAUACAACAUAAUUGCUCAAGUGCAUGGAAAAAAGCGGUGGAUUCUAUUUCCACCUGAGACAGGAGGCCUAAAACCAACCAGGGUUCCCUAUGAAGAAUCCAGUGUGUACAGUGAAUUGAACUUCUUUUGUCCUCACAGUUUGGAUGUUUUUAAUGGUUUAACCGGAGGCAGAAUGGUUGAGCUCUCUGCAGGGGAUGCUCUCCUAGUGCCACGGGGGUGGUGGCAUUAUGUGCAGAACAUUGACCCAGUGAACAUUACCCUAAAUAUGUGGCUGCCACAUGAAAAAGAUCCCUCGGCGCAUGUAUCAGAAGCACUCAUUAAAAUAUUUAUUGCCCAAAUGUGCAAAGAUUUGCCUUUGGAAACUGCUAAAAUGCUGGUUAAUCCUAAUGAGGAUGACAUUGUAGACACGCCACUUGCAGUAUUAUUCCUGCAGUUGGAAACAGUAGCCAAUACGUAUAUGGAUAAGAAGAGACGAGUGCGUCGUGUCAAGAGACAAAAGACACGCGAUGACGACAGUCCGCUGCCGGACUUAGAAGAAUUUGAUCUCAAGAGCUUAGUCGAUAAUCCAGAGAAUAAUAUGGAAAUAGCACCCACCGUAACGAGUGCAGAUCUCAUGAAUGUACUGAAGGAUAAUCUUAGUAAAUACGCGAAUACUGAGAGAGCGUUAGACGACGAAGAAUUGGACGGUGCUACGAGCAGCCUUUGUUUGACAAAGGCGGUCAUCGACGCCUUUAGUCAGAAUGACGUCAUCGAUCUCGUUAAGCAUAAUUUACUAGCUCGUUUAAGUUAAACCUUUCCCCGUAUACAUGCUCAAAGAGCUAUUUUAUUAAUUUAUAAGUACAGUUUUGAUUUAUAUUACAAUAUAUUAAUUCGUAAGGAAUAAUGAUACAUAUUAUUAUGUAUUUUAAAGAAUUUUUUAGACUAAGUGAAAAUUAUGAGGGCGGUAUUGCAAUAAAUGUAAUUUAUGUGAUGA
Messenger RNA from Colias croceus (clouded yellow), 1586 nucleotides. It is a transcript of the gene HSPBAP1, whose product is annotated as HSPB1-associated protein 1. NCBI's taxonomy places the organism in Eukaryota, Metazoa, Arthropoda, Insecta, Lepidoptera, Pieridae. Gene Ontology annotation, molecular function: 2-oxoglutarate-dependent dioxygenase activity. Bases 183 to 1403 code for a protein of 406 amino acids. The transcript is spliced from 7 exons. The record is from RefSeq and is a predicted model, not a curated record.